CUGGACGUAACAUCGACAUGGCGCCAUAGCUGUUGCGACUUGCGACACAAUAGCGUGACAAGUCAUGUCAUUUUUGCCCAUGAUACAUGAAAAAAUCCAAUGGCAGAUUCUUUUUUCGGGUUCGAUACUUCGUUAUCGAACUUAAAUGAUGAUGACUGUGGUGCUGAACCAUCGGAGGAGGAGUAUGAUGCUCUUAACAAUGAGACCUUUGGACAUGAUGAUGAUCUCGAUUGGGAGGUGGAGCAUGAGCAACACGCAAACCAGGUGGAGAGCAGUAGGCGUCAAAAUGCUAUGGAUGAGGCUGAUUCACGACUUGAAGCAUCAUUAUCUCAGCUAGUCUUGGAUGAUGGUGAUGUCCAGCCAAGAACAUCUCUUGGCUCCAGUGUGUGGAGACAUGAUUUUUUUCCUACACCACCUGUGGCUGCGCCUCCACCUCUUAAGAAUGUUUGUACCGUGGAGGAACUGGAAAGACAAUUGCGGCAAAACCAGCCACCUCAAAAUUACAACCAAAAUUACUUUCAGCCAAGGUUUCCACCGGUUAUUUUACAAAGACCACCUGGUCUACAAGCGCCGGUUUCAUUACCUUUCGCGCCUCAACAGCCAAUUGGUCAUAAUCUGAAUCAAAUGAACAAAGCUAUGGGUCAGAAUCUACCCAACAACCAGCUAAUGAACCAUUUACCACAAAAUAUGAAUUUGGGACAAAGCAAAUUGAACCAAUUUCUGCAAAACAAUCAGUUUCAAAAUGUGGGACAUGGUAUGAUUAACCAAAUGCCACAAAGUAUGAACCAGAUGGGCCAGAAUGUCAACCAGAUGGGUCAGAAUGUCAACCAGAUGGGCCAGAAUGUCAAUCAGAUGGGUCAGAAUGUCAACCAAAUAGGUCAAAUGCAUUUAAACCAAUUUCAGAAUUUAAAUCAAAAUCAGAUGUCCCAAAAUUUUAAUCAUAUGGGACAAAAUCAAAAUUCUAAUCAAAAUAUUAAUCAGAUGGGUCAAAACUCCCAUCAAAUGGGUCAAAAUGCCAAUCAGAUGAUGCCAAAUGGGAAUUUUGGCGGAAAUUUUCACAAUAUGGGAAACCCUAGAAUGAUGGGACCUCCACCUGGUAUGGGAAUGCCGAGGCAGAAUUUUAACUCAAACGCUAAUCAAUUUAAUCAGAAUUUUCGGGGCCCACCACCAAAACCCGAACAGAUAAAGGCUAAACAGAACCAAACCCAAUCACCGAAGAAGCGUCCGGAACCAAAAAUCAAAAGUCAAGUUUACAAUAAUUCCCAAAAGCUGACAUCGCAGAAUUUGGUUGAAAUGAUUCAAAAUACUCAUCCGAUGUUGAUGUAUAACAGUUUUCACAAUGCCAGUCAUCAUCCGAUGCUGGGAAGGAAUUUUAACAACAUCAUCCACCCGAUGUUGGGGCAGCGGAAUGGUGGAUUUAACCUUAGUCAAGACUCCACCAGCGAAGACGGAAGUACGUCAAGCGAUGUCGACGAAUACGCCGGUUUGAUGACGCAACGCGAGAAACAAUGGCUCAUUAAUAUACAGCUGUUGCAACUUAAUACGGGAACACCCUAUAUACACGACUUUUAUUAUACGGUGUUCUUAGAGAGACAAGCAAACAAAGAGAAAGCCGGUAUCAAAGAAGCGCACAAGGCCAACCAACAGAACCAUCCCUUCUAUAGUGGAGGUGUUAAACAAGAAGACACACAUAGACAGAGAGAGAGACACAACUCGCACAGACACAACUCGACAAGUGAAGACCAGACAAGGACAUAUGUGCCGCUGCAGUUUGAGAACUCAUUGGGGAAACUACAGUGCGGCAGUGUAACAGCCCCUCGAAAGAUCAUCGACGUCGAGGUAGUGGGUUCAGAACCAGCUGGAUCACGAUUGUCACGAGCACCCAGUGUUGCUAGCUCCACUCAUCCAUCUGAGAUACCUCGUGAGAUGAAAAGAACGAAACAACUCCUAUUGGACAUCGAAGCUCUGUACCUUAUUUUGUUGAGGCUGGAGGAACUCAAUGAUCCGUUGGCGAUAUCUAAUGCACUUAUAUUGAAGGAAAGAGAAGAAAAGCAGAAGCAACUGGAAGCUGCGCAGAAAGAGGCUGAAGUGCAAGAGGAUGAAUCGAAUGUAUUCUUAAAGAAUAUAGAGUCGGUGCAAAGAAGGCCUAAACAAGAUAGUCCGAAGAGUGAAUGUGUGGAUAAGAGACAGGUAGUGAAUCUGGCGAUAAAUCAAAAGCCGGUUCCCGUGAAAAAUCUGUUGGAUGAGGACAGGGAUGAAUUACUCAGCAAAAUGUUCACCGGCCUAUUGUAUGGAGACAGGCUGGCUCAGAUGUUGACUGUGAGAAAGGGACGGGCUCUUGUCACCCGUUUUAUCACCCGUGUCCCGGCGACGCAUUCGCGACUUCGCUUCUUCUGGUGCCGUAUUUUACGCGCUCUGCCUUCCACAAGAUGCAGGUUCGACUCCCGGGUGGCUGAGUUGUCGGAACAUUUUCGCAAAUAUAUACAAAACAGUUCGGCAUGGAUUGCAGUGUUGGAGUGUUGUGGAAUUAUAGCUGAAACUCUGGAUCCUGCUAGGACCCCGUAUGCGCUAACGAAUCCUCUAACUCUGAGCUGCGUUUGCGCAUUGGCCGAAAGAGCAAUGGUCCUCUCGAACACGCCAGAAGCGACAUCUAGCGAGCGACAGUGGUUCAAAUUUCUCAAAACUGUCGCGAGAGCGCUCAAAAAUACCACGUUGAAUGUGGCAAAACCGGUUUCGCCGCUGUCAGAGACCAAACUGCUGCAUCAUAUCAAGCAGAUGGAAUCCAGAAGUACCAUAGAGAUACUCCAAAGAGGUAAAAGGGCGUCCGAUUUCGCGGAUUUGACGAAAAAUGACGUUUCCGAGCUUUUAAUAAGGUUCUUGUGCUAGACGUAGAUAUACAAAAUGGCGGUAUUUUCAUACUAUUUCCAUUUUGAAUGUUUGAGGUUCAAAAUUCUAUAUAAAGUUUGGAAGAAAUUGGAAAAAAAUAAUUGUAAAAUGCUUGACAAAAUCGUGUGGUCUCACUCUAACGCUUAUAUUUGCUAUAGUUGUGAGUGAGAUAGAAUCAUGCAUACUAAAUUCACCACGUGUCCAAGAUUCGGUACCCAGAAGGCUGUGUUAACACGUAUGGAGACUUUUCGAAUAACAAUCGUACAUUUUAUACGUAAAUAGCUGACUAACUCUUCUAUAGAAGUUUUGAAAUACAUAUGUAUUAUAAACCGCAAUAUAAAAAUGUAACGGAACAAGCAAACGAUAAACUGUAAAAUAAGUCAUGUGUCAAGUGUCAAUAAUGACAGAUGUCAUUCUGGAAAAUGACACGUGUCCACGCAAAUCGAUCCAUCAAAAUGUGCUCUUGCAGUGCUCUUUUUUAAUUGUCAUCAGGACAUUACAUUAAUUUCGUGAAAUUCAAUAUCAUUUUAAAGUUAAGAGUUGAAGAUCCCUCAAAGGUUCAAAGUUCAUUAAAAUUGGCUCAAAAUUUGAUUUUGACAGACGUUCAGCAUUGUAUUGACGUCUCUUUCUGUAAUUGUAUUUUAGCUUUGACGGAAAGAGACAAAACUAUUUCAGAUCUACAUACGUAUAGAAAACAGUGUACACAGUUUUUACUAAAAUCUUCUGUCUCAUCUUUACAGCGUGUUAGAUAGAGACGAAAAAGUGCUAUUGGGUUGAGAUUUUUUAUAAUAUUUUGAUCGCGUGGUGGAUUAAUUGGACUCUGAACUACGAUUAGUGGAAUUGGGCAAGCUUUUUAGCACAAAUAUUCGUUUUAAAUUAUUUUUAUUGCUUGUAAAUUACGCAAAAUUGUACAUAUGCUCGAUUUCACAAUUGCCUGUCUCUCUCGUUUAUUAGGGUUUGGAGAGGGAGGGAUGUAUUGUCGUUCUCAUAUUAGUUUGGAAGAAUGACAGGUGCGGUCACACUGGAUUUUAUUAUUGGGAAUAAAACCUUUUUAAAUAUUUUUGCUCAAAAUUUUAAUUUGAGGGUACUUUAUUCAGUGUGGUCACACCGAGACGCUUUUUUUAAUUAUGGCAAUUUUAGUUUUAACGGUGUUGACAGUUUAUCAUGAGAAAUUGCACCCGCAAAUCACAAAACGUCUUAUGGACAUAACUUGGGCCUAUCACUGACAACACCGACUAGUGAUGCGGCAAUAGAUCCGUCGAUUUUAUCGAUAGAUUUAUAAUUUAUUUUAAUCCAUUUAUUUAUGUAAAUAUUAAGAAAAUAAAUUUUACCCAUAGAUUUAGUUAGCUUAUGUUACGAAGUAAAAAAAUAUGAAAAUUCGCUUUUUUAUUAGUUUAAUAAAUCCAUUGAAUUUUUGAAACAUGGAACAAUAAUAUGUUUAAGGUCCAUAAAAAAUUCAUGGAAACAAAAAAAAACGGUGGAUUGACCUUUUCGCUUUUCUAGACUGUGAUCGAUAGCUUUUUUUACAGAAUCGAUAUUUCUUAGAUUUUAAUUUGUUAUAUAAGCGCAUGGUAUAAUAUUAAAUGGUCUGACGCUCUCUAUUUAACUUAAAUUGGACUACUGUAGAUAUAUCAAUCAGAAUUGUCAAAUUUGAUGUCAAGCACAUUUAAUAAAUCACGCAAUUUCCAUAUCUUAUGAUGACUGUGUCAAUGUCAUAUGACAUUACACGUCAAAAUCACUGCCUUAAUCAUUCUAAAUAUGUGUGGUUAAUAGAAUAUUUUAUACAAAUUAUAUAUUUAUAGAAGUGAGAUAUAGAGAUUUAUAUGAAGUUAAAUUGCAUUUUUUGUUAUUAAACUAUAUAGAAACGACUACGGUUAGUAGAAAUAACGUGGUGUUAUUGAUAUAGAACUCGGUAGACGUGACACACAUUGUUAUUUACAAUAUAUUAACUCCAAAAAAUUGCACUAGACUAAUAUAAUUAGAGUAAAAACAGUUUUAUAGUCGGCGUCAUACCUUAUGUUAUUGUAACGUGUAGGAAAAGUCAGUCCAUCUCAAAAUCACAUUAAUAUAUUUGUUUCGACUAAUGUGACUUUGUUUCUAGGUUUAGAUAUAGUGAAAUGUAUAUGGUAUGAUGCAGCAUAUUAUAUCUCGAUACACGUUUUGAAAUUACGAUUUUGUUAACAUUCAGUAAAUGGAGUUCGCUGUAAUAGGAAAUGGGAGAAAUUCUAAAUUUAAAUUACGGAUAACAGUAAAAAACCGUAAAAACGAAUGGUUGUCCGUAAUUUAGAUAUAGGAACGCGGCGUUAAUUGCCAAUUGUUGUAAGUUAUUUUGGCUUGUUUGUUAUUUUUUUAACGACUUUUGUUUCGUGUAUGAGAGAUCCGAUUAUAUAGUUUUUUUUACUAAAUAUUAGUAGUUUUUAGUUUAUUUUUUAUCGGUAAAAAUAAAAUGGAGAAUUUGUUUAUGUA
This is a messenger RNA of Pieris rapae (cabbage white), 5352 nucleotides long. RefSeq lists its product as uncharacterized. The coding region runs from base 100 to 2886 and encodes 928 amino acids. Gene Ontology annotation, molecular function: RNA binding. The record is from RefSeq and is a predicted model, not a curated record. Gene Ontology annotation, biological process: P-body assembly; deadenylation-dependent decapping of nuclear-transcribed mRNA. Lineage: Eukaryota; Metazoa; Arthropoda; Insecta; Lepidoptera; Pieridae. Gene Ontology annotation, cellular component: P-body. The transcript has 17 exons.